GUUAGAGCAUCACGCAUUAUCCCUCCUGCCUUCGUGCGCGUGCGAAGUACGACUCGCAUUUUAUUGUUGAAUUCGAACGAAAAGUUCCAGAUGGUUUGACGUUGGCGCCUGGUGUGUGCGUUGUUCGCGUCUUCCUUUCGUACGAUCGCAACGUCCGGUACGAGAUCGCUCGACGCCAUCGCUGGCUGACAUACUGUGCGUGCGAAACCUCCGUGCUAUUAUGGUCCAACAUGACCGCGGGUUGCUCUGUGGCUAAAAAGGUGGCCAAGUGUAGGCUAGUGGCUGUGUGUCGCUAAGCUAUCGACGACGACGACGACAAACGGCAAGCGAAAACAAAUUCAACAGAGAUUCGCCAAGUGAAAUAUCGGUGUUCCGCCUCGGUGUUGUGUGUGUGUGUGUGUGUGUGUUUGUGGUGAAGCCGUGGAGCGGACCGGAGAACCGUUAGGGAUAGUGUUGUGCGCAGAAACCGAGUGGCUGGCUGGUGCUCUUUUCCCCAUCUGUUUCCGCGAUAAAUGCGUGGCUGGCGGCCACCAACCAGCGUACCAGCAGCAGCAACGGACGCAACAGCUGGAGCUUAGCCCGAUACAGCAGCGAACACUAACGAGAGGAAAACAUGAUCCUCCUCCCGAGGGCGACAUCCCUGCUGCAGUGGUGGUGUAUUUUUAUUCUCUACACAGCACAACGCACCGAUUGUGCAUCGUUCUUCUCAAAUGCCGAACCAAUGGCAGCGGGUCUAUUAUCGCUGUGCGGCGAGAGCGGCGAAUCCAGCGAGCAGCAGUACGUCAGCGAUAAGGGUCCCGCGUCCAGUAUGCUGCUCGCCCUACGCCCGGAGCAGGGCAAGGCGUCACCAUCGUCGGCUACUUCCUGCAAGCGCCAAUUCCGGGCACCCGAUGCGUACAACUUCUUCGUGCGAUUGCAGCGCGUUCCCGGGAUGGGCCCUCGCAGUUCGGCCAGCAGAAAGUACAACGGCAACAAGUCCAGCAACAGCACGCAUAGCUGCCCCCUAACGAUUUCCCAGUCGGCAAAUGGUGAGGUGUUACCCUCGUGGCGGCUAGAUCCAUGCCUGCUGGAAACGUCCGGUACGCAGGAAGAACCGAUGCGGCUGCUGCAGGGUAAGCUGAACAUUGCCUGGAACCACGAUGGCAAUGCGCCCAACUAUCGGCUGCAGAUCACGGUGGUCGGGCAGGGUGCGGUUUGCGUGGAGCGAGAUAAGCAUUCCUGUCUGGAGUACGUCGGUACGCCAUUGCUUUGCAUCGCCCGGGAGCUGGUCUGCGACGGUUUGCCCAACUGUCCCCCGAUCGGGAGCGAGGUCAGCGACGAGAACGAGGCAAUGUGUAUAAAGCACCGGCAGCAGGAGUACUCGGAAAAUCCCGUUCAAUCCGUGUUUCGUCAUUACAUCCAAAACACGAUCAAGUCGUUCUUUGGCGGCGAGCCGAAGGAGCUACCAUCGAAACCGUCCUACGGUGAGGUAGAUAUAGCGCUGGAGCAAAAGUUUGGAGCCAUGUACCCGCCCGCCCCGGUUUCUCCGUUUCCACCGGCCGCACCCGAACCGACGGUGCCACCGAAAAAGCAACGCAGCAGCCUAACCGGACUGUCCAAAUAUGGCCCGUGGGGUUAUCUGUUUCUGGGGAUGCUCAUCUGCGGUGGUGCGCUGCUAAUUUGCGGUCUCUGGGAAUGCUGUUGCCGAUCUCACAAACCCGAGCAAAGCGUGGACGAUUCGCUGCCCGAUCAGGUGCCCUCCUUUCUGCAAACAUCCCCUCCGACGGAUGGUCGCCACGGGCUGAACACCGCCGCCGGUGACAGUCCCGCCGGUCCCAAUCUACCUCACUAUGGCGAGCUUGAUCCACCGCCCGCUUACUCGGUGCUGUUUCCCACCCAGAAACCGGCCGAUGGCAACGAGUUGCCGGCGACUGCCGAGACCGCACAACAACACAACAGUCCUAGCAUUAGCAUUAGCGAUACCAGCACUACUACUGCAAGCAUUGCUGCAGGUAACGAGGGGCAUUCGGUGGUGGAGGUUGAAGAGCAACCCCCGGCAGUCUCUGCUCCCGAAGCGCUGCCGGCUCCGGACUCAUCUGCCUCCACCGUUCCUUAGUCCGUAGCUUACUUUAGGAUAGCGCAUAGAAUCCCCCCAAAAGAAAGAAAGUCUGUGAGCGAGAAGGUGUAGCAGCACGCAUCGGAGUAAGAGAGAGAGAGAGACAAACACAAGCGUACAUAUUAGUGAAGCGACAGUGAUAGGUGUGGAAUAGGUAGGAUAGGAAGGAGAUAUUUUUGUUUUUUUGAAAGGAUAAGGUCUUUACACUCAUUUCGCUGUCUAAACAAACACAAUCAUACACAUGUUUAGCCCUCGUAUAGGCUGUAUUAGUCGAUGAAAGGCUGAGACCAUUUCCUGCCGGGACAAAUUUUUUACUACCAAACCAAAAUCGAAGACAAAGGGAGAAAAAGGGAAGGUGUGCGGUGUCGGGGGUUGUGUUGUUACCGGCGAUGCAACAUCAAAUCAAUGCACCAUUGCCGGCAUUGGGGGCGCGCGCCAUAUGUAGUCAUGGACAUGGUUGUUGCUGUUGUGAUUGUUGUUGUGCUGAAAGCGGUUGAGAGCAAUGGGACCAAAAGGAAACGUUAGUUUAAAGAAGCCAAAACCAAUUUUCCCCGUUCGAACAAAGACAACAAUCAACGAGAGACGAUCAAGCAUUUUCGCCAUGACACACAGAAACACACGCACCGUUUUAUAGAAUGGCGCCAUGUCAGGGCCACCGGGUAAUGUUGCCCAUCUUUUUGCCAGACUACCACCACUACUACACGGACAAUACACAACAACGCACGAUAGCCUGCAGGAGGGAAGCAAAAUGCGAAACAUUGCCUUUCCCGUUUAGUCCUUCCCCCCUUAGUAGAUGAUAGUGCAGCUAGUAAGUAAGGGCAGGAUAGGGUGUACGACGCACAUGCCAGGGGAGAGUGAAUGAAUGCAGUAGCCAAACCAGAUCGUAAUCGUAAUAAGACCGAAGAAGGAAUUCUCAAUUAGCGUUUAAGCAAACACAGACACACACACAAACACGCAUUUAAUAGGACCGUGGUGCGCGAUCGGAGAAGGUACAUGUACUGGUAAAAUGCUACUAACAAACAAUACGUAAUGUGAUAUUAAUUUAUUGAUUGAAAACGGAAUAAACACAUCGAAUUCUUUCAUAUAA
Anopheles stephensi (Asian malaria mosquito) is the source of this 3182-nucleotide messenger RNA. RefSeq lists its product as uncharacterized. NCBI's taxonomy places the organism in Eukaryota, Metazoa, Arthropoda, Insecta, Diptera, Culicidae. Bases 614 to 2095 code for a protein of 493 amino acids. The transcript is spliced from 5 exons. The record is from RefSeq and is a predicted model, not a curated record.